AUGAUUUACGAUGUUUACUGUUUUUUAAAAAACGAAGCUAAUGGCAGAAGUGAUACUCAAAUUAAAGAGAGAACAGCUGAAGCAACAAAAACCUCUCUAUGCACUGUUCGGAGAAUCGUAAAAGAAGCUGAGCAGUCAGAAUUUCUCACAGUAUUCCGGACGCCUGGAAAAAAACAUGCUAGAUCGAAACCUGUAACUGGUAUAGACAAUUUCGAUCAAGGAGUUAUCAAAAGAUGCAUUCAUAAUUUUCAUUUAACAAAUAAUGAAAUCCCAACAGUUACGAAACUUCUGACAAAACUGCGAUCGGAUAUAAAUUAUCAAGGAUCUGAACGGAGUCUUCGACGCAUCUUAAAGGAUCUAGGCUUUAAAUGGAAAGCAACAGAAAAUAAUAGAAAAGUUCUUAUUGAGAAAACCAGUAUAAGAUUACAGCGAAUCAAAUAUUUAGAAGCAAUACAAAAGUACAGACAUGAAGGAAGGCCCAUAAUUUAUACUGACGAAUCGUAUGUCCACGCUUCGCACACAAGUUCCAAGGCGUGGACGGACGGUUCAAAAAAAGGUUUAAAAAAACCGAUAUCCAAAGGUCAACGGGUAGUUAUGGUACAUGCAGGGUCUGAAGCCGGUUUUAUACCAAAUGGUUUAUUAAUGUUUAAAUCCGGAGCCAAAACGGGCGACUAUCACGACGACAUGAAUUAUGAAAAUUAUUCCAAAUGGUUAACUUCACAAUUAAUACCAAACCUACCACCGAGAUCCGUCGUGGUAGUAGACAAUGCAUCCUACCAUAAUACACAAUAUAAUUUGGCCCCAAAUUCAAACUCCAAGAAAUGCGACAUGCAAGCCUGGCUGACUGAAAAAGGAAUUUCGUUUGAUCCAACAAUGUACAAGCCACAGUUGUACGAACUAAUAAAAACGAACAAAGAAAAUUUAAAAAAUUAUAAUAUCGAUAGAUUAUUAGCACAACACAAUCAUAGUGUCCUUCGCUUGCCGCCCUAUCAUCCGGAUCUGAACCCCAUUGAAAUGGCGUGGGCCGCAAUCAAAGGUUACGUUAGCAGCAAAAACGUAGCGUGGAACGUCACACGCGUUAUGGAACUGGUGAAACAGAAGGUAGAUGCUAUGGGAUCAAGUGAAUGGCAAAAGUUAUGUUCAAAAGUAAGGUCUAUUGAAGACGACUAUUGCAAAAGCGACCAUGUAGUGGACCAGUUGACAGACCAACUUGUUAUUCAAGUGGGAGAUUCAGAUAGCAGCAGUAGUAGCGAUUGGGAAGUCUUUGAUGAUGACGAACCUGGUCCGAGCACCAGUACCAACCCCAGUACCAAUCCAAGAACUUCGACUUCAUUUGCUGAUUUUGAGGGUUUCACACCGUUGAGUGAUAGUGAUUAA
This is a messenger RNA of Vanessa atalanta (red admiral), 1377 nucleotides long. RefSeq lists its product as uncharacterized. Gene Ontology annotation, molecular function: nucleic acid binding. The record is from RefSeq and is a predicted model, not a curated record. Bases 1 to 1377 code for a protein of 458 amino acids. The transcript has a single exon. NCBI's taxonomy places the organism in Eukaryota, Metazoa, Arthropoda, Insecta, Lepidoptera, Nymphalidae.